CACAUGCUUAGUCACUUCCCCAGGAUCACCUGGGCAUCAUGAUAGUGCUCUACUUGAAGCUGUUUGCGCUCCUCUAAUAUUGCUCUCUCUUUGUUUGACCAUAUCUUCGUGCACUGCCUCUAUAAGAUAUCUUUCCCUGCUGUCUAUUUUGGCUUUCAUUUGUGUUGCUCUCCCUUGACCACCAUAUUGUCCUACGCAUUUAGUGAAGCUCCCAAUUGCACGCCGUGGCUCUCACAGCUUACAUUUCUACCUGUCAUAUUAUCUUCGUGAUCCAGUACAAGAUGCCGUUAUCGUCCGAAAUGCGCGACAAAUAUACCGAAAUUAUCGACACGAUCUUGGCCGAGAGUGAUCUCAACACCAUCUCUGAGAAGCGGAUUCGCAAAGGUCUCCAGGAAGCCGUUGGCUAUGAUCUCACUCCGCAGAAGACGGAGAUCAAGCAGCUCAUCAUGGAGCGGUUCGACCGAUUCGCCGAGCAGAAUGGUGUCGGGUCGCCCGAGGAAACCACUACAAGCAAUGGCCAGCGCGAUGGCGAUUCAACUUCUGCUGCAGUGCCAUCCCCGCCUCCUUCGUCGUCCCCGGUGAAGCGCCAAGCUUCCAGCGACGUCACUUCCGAGCCCGCCAGCGCAUCGCCGCCAGCUAAGAAACACAAGUCCGAUGAUGUUGAUGCGGAUGCGAUGUUCGCAGCAAGACUCCAAGCUGAGGAGAACUCGCGCGCGCGACCAACUCGGGGAGGAAACUCACGACGGGCGGCUGCUCCUAAGAAGAAGACCAAGAAGGCAAAGACAUCAACCAGGGUCAGGGCAGAGGAUGAUUCAGAUAUUGGCUCAGGCUCAGAGACCAAGGAGAAGAAGGAGGUAAACCGGAAUACUGGAUUCCAUAAACCCUUGAACCUUUCGGAACCUCUCUGCGCUUCUGGGAGAAAUCACAGUCUUUCGCGGCCGCAAACCGUCAAAAAGGUCUGGCAGUACAUUCGUGAGAACGAGCUCCAAGAUCCCAGUGACCGUCGCCAAAUUCGAUGCGAUGAUGCCAUGCGUGCUGUCUUCAAACAGGACCGAGUCCAUAUGUUUACCAUGACCAAAAUUUUGAACCAGAAUCUGUACAAUCCCGACGAAUAGUCACUUGUGAGAGAUGACUUUGAUCAUGGAAGGACAGGCUCUAACCCAAGUCCUGUCUCAUAACGAUUCUCCUUGGUUUAUCAUUCUUUUUGCAAUGCAUGUGGAUGCUGGCGCGGAUAUUUUUAUUAGCAGUAUUUUAGCAAUUUUCUGUCGCCAUUUAUGUUAUUUGACUUGAUCGUGCCCUCCAGCGGGUGUUGGUGUAGCAUUUCCCAGAUGAAUUUAUAGUCUCAAAGGUCCUCGCCCUCGGUCAUUGAUCCUUAACCCCGUGGAUUUGCAUCCUUAAGAUGUAUAUUAUAUUAACCCCCGAUUGGGUAUGAAGUGAACCUCUAUAAAUUUGGGAGUU
Messenger RNA from Penicillium canescens, 1458 nucleotides. Its product is annotated as SWIB/MDM2 domain protein. Gene Ontology annotation, biological process: nucleolar large rRNA transcription by RNA polymerase I; transcription initiation at RNA polymerase I promoter. The transcript has 6 exons. Gene Ontology annotation, molecular function: RNA polymerase I cis-regulatory region sequence-specific DNA binding. The record is from RefSeq and is a predicted model, not a curated record. NCBI's taxonomy places the organism in Eukaryota, Fungi, Ascomycota, Eurotiomycetes, Eurotiales, Aspergillaceae. Gene Ontology annotation, cellular component: RNA polymerase I upstream activating factor complex; nucleus. Bases 282 to 1115 code for a protein of 277 amino acids.